Messenger RNA from Stereum hirsutum FP-91666 SS1, 1205 nucleotides. Its product is annotated as 2-nitropropane dioxygenase. Lineage: Eukaryota; Fungi; Basidiomycota; Agaricomycetes; Russulales; Stereaceae. The record is from RefSeq and is a predicted model, not a curated record. The coding region runs from base 1 to 1065 and encodes 354 amino acids. Gene Ontology annotation, molecular function: nitronate monooxygenase activity. The transcript has 13 exons.
AUGCCUUCCUCAGAACCAGUCCUCACUACACCGUUAACCGAGUUGUUCAACAUAAAUCACCCCGUCAUGCUCGCCGGCAUGAGUGUGGCUGCUGGACCUAAGCUGGCAGCGGCAGUCACAAAUGCUGGUGGCAUUGGAGUUAUCGGCGGUGUUCGCAUGAGCCCAAAGUUUCUCCAGAACGUGAUUGACGAGCUAAAGGGUCACCUUGAAGACAAGAACGCACCGUUCGGAGUAGACCUGCUCAUUCCUCAAAUCGGUGGAAACGCGCGUAAGACUAAUUAUGAUUAUACGAGUGGACAACUCCCGGAGUUAACAGAAGUGAUUAUUAAGAGCAAGGCCGCACUUUUUGUUUGCGCCGUCGGAGUUCCACCGAAGGAAAUGGUGGACAAACUACAUGGAGUAGGUAUCCUCGUCAUGAACAUGAUUGGUCAUCCUAAACAUGUUAAGAAGGCACUCGCCCAAGGCGUCGAUAUCAUCUGUGCUCAGGCCGGCGAAGGCGGAGGCCACACGGGCGACGUUCCCUUCUCAAUCCUCAUCCCCACCGUAGUCGACCUCUGCAAACCGCACAAAUCACCACUCACCGGGAAACCAAUCACCGUCGUCGCAGCAGGCGCCGUUGCCGAUGGUCGAGGUCUCGCUGCUGCUCUCUCUUACGGUGCUUCCGGAGUCUGGGUCGGUACGAGAUUCGUGGCGAGCACGGAGGCGGCCGCGCCGAAGAUGCAUAAGGAAUUCGUGUUGAGUGCUGGGCAUGAUGACACAGUUAGGACUUUGAUAUAUUCGGGGAGACCGAUGAGCGUGAGGAAGACGGAUUAUGUGAGGGACUGGGAGGAGAAUAGACACCAGGAGAUCAUCAAGCUGACCUCGGAGGGUAAGGUUCCGCAUGAGGAAGAGCUCGCGAAGCAUCCAGAGAAAUCUCCUUCUGGGCGAAUGUGGCUCAUGGGACGAGUCGCUGGAUCGAUCAACGACAUCAAACCGGCAAAGGAGAUUGUCGACGAGUUAGUGAUGACAGCCGCGAAGAGCCUCGCAGUUGCGAACAGUCAAGUCGUCGCUAAAGCGAAGCUCUGAGGAGACUUUCAGGUUCCUUUCGUCCUUCCGUGUUCCCUUUGUACCGGACACCCUUGUAUUUAGACAUGUACUUACAUACUAUGCCCGCCCCCUUGGCUUGAGUCAGGCGUGCCAGUGUAUGGAUACAGCCGGCAGCUGCG